This is a messenger RNA of Lodderomyces elongisporus, 975 nucleotides long. RefSeq lists its product as uncharacterized. Bases 1 to 975 code for a protein of 324 amino acids. Lineage: Eukaryota; Fungi; Ascomycota; Pichiomycetes; Serinales; Debaryomycetaceae. The transcript is spliced from 2 exons. The record is from RefSeq and is a predicted model, not a curated record.
AUGGAAAUAUAUGAAGAGAAAGAAAGAGAAAGAGAAAGUGUGAGAGAUAGACUCAGAGACAGACAUGUGAAGGUAAGUAAUGGUAUCAAAAAUUAUACGAACACCAGAAGUUUACUUUACGAGUUGUCACGUCAAAAACCAUCCGGACUGUUGGUGACUCAUGCGGAGGAACAAAAUCAAGCAAAUACUACGAGUUUUGGCCUAGUCAAAAAAAUUGUAAACAACACAACGGGGCCGAGUGAUCUGAAGUAUAAGUUAACCAACGAACUAGGAAAAUAUCAUGAUAAAUAUGAUGCAAUCAAACUCUUUAGCGGGCUUGUUCCACACCUCAAUGAAACAAAUCCAAAAAGCCAGCGAGAAAUGAAGAGACUAUCAAAGAAAAGACUACAAAUUAAGCAAGAUCCUUUAGUGGAGAGUUUUAAAACAAAGUUUUCCCAGUUUAUUGAUUGGUUUAAACUUUACCGCUACCAGUACAUAGUAGAUCAUCAUCAACAUCAUCAUCAUCAACUGCAACAACAACAACAACAACAACAACAACAACGCUUAUUGGAAAAGAACAAUUAUGCCAUUGGUAUUCAAAUUAGUAAAACACCCAGAAAUAAACAAGAGCAGACGGGAGUAGAAACUGGUGGGAGUGUCAAGAAAAAUUCAAUCAUUGCUUCCACUUUGAAAAGCAAAUACACCAGACCCGAGUAUCGUACAAAUACUCACAAGCAUUUGGAGAAAUCCUAUGUGGUGAGCAGUAUUGUUGAUAUUAACCCGUUUAUGUGCUAUGUUAACUUAACAAAAGUGAAUGGUGAUCAACAAGCAGACGUUCGAAAAGUUAUUUUGCUCAAGGUAUAUGAAUUGCAAUUAAAGGUAGGUGACUCAAUAUGGUGGAACGGGAUGACCGAAGGUCGAAGUUUACAUUCUAUGAAUUUGAGAGGUGAAGUAAUAGAAGUCGUUCAUAAAUGGGAAGUAAGCAAACAACUUUAG